Messenger RNA from Medicago truncatula (barrel medic), 2152 nucleotides. Its product is annotated as dynamin-related protein 5A. Gene Ontology annotation, biological process: receptor-mediated endocytosis. Bases 118 to 1953 code for a protein of 611 amino acids. The record is from RefSeq and is a predicted model, not a curated record. NCBI's taxonomy places the organism in Eukaryota, Viridiplantae, Streptophyta, Magnoliopsida, Fabales, Fabaceae. Gene Ontology annotation, cellular component: plasma membrane; cytoplasm; microtubule. The transcript has 15 exons. Gene Ontology annotation, molecular function: GTPase activity; GTP binding; microtubule binding.
CUUGUCAUCACUCAGACGCAACACUUACUCACUCAUUUGAAUUCACUCACUAUCCAAACAAACCAAAUUCCACAAACUCUUUCUUUCUCUCAACUUCAAAUCAAAAUCAAAGUGCAAAUGGAGAACCUAAUAUCAUUGGUGAACAAAAUCCAGAGAGCAUGCACCGCUUUAGGUGACCACGGUGAAGCAGCCACUUCUUUACCCACUCUUUGGGACUCUCUCCCUUCUAUCGCCGUCGUCGGUGGCCAGAGUUCUGGAAAAUCCUCCGUACUAGAGAGCGUUGUUGGCAAAGAUUUCUUACCUCGCGGAUCAGGCAUUGUUACACGGAGGCCUCUUGUUUUGCAGCUUCAAAAGAUUGAUGAAGGAAAUAGAGAGUAUGCAGAGUUUCUGCAUCUUCCUAGAAAAAGAUUCACUGAUUUCGGUGAUGUGAGGAAGGAGAUUCAAGAUGAAACCGAUAGAGAGACUGGACGAACAAGACAGAUUUCAACUGUUCCUAUUCAUCUCAGUAUAUAUUCUCCCAAUGUUGUUAACUUGACACUUAUUGAUCUUCCUGGCCUUACAAAGGUGGCUGUUGAGGGUCAACCAGAUAGUAUUGUCCAAGACAUUGAGAAUAUGGUUCACUCUUACAUUGAGAAGCCAAACUGUAUAAUUUUGGCAAUUACACCAGCCAAUCAAGAUCUUGCUACAUCCGAUGCAAUUAAAAUCUCACGUGAAGUGGACCCCACCGGUGAAAGGACAAUUGGAGUCUUGACAAAGAUUGAUCUUAUGGAUAAGGGUACCGAUGCCGUUGAAAUGCUGGAGGGGAGAGCUUAUAGGUUAAAGUAUCCCUGGAUUGGUGUAGUCAAUAGAUCACAAGCAGAUAUUAACAAGAAUGUUGAUAUGAUUGCUGCUAGGCGUAGAGAACGCGAGUAUUUUUCCAAUACUCCUGAAUAUAAACACCUUGCUCACAGAAUGGGUUCUGAGCACCUUGCCAAGAUGCUUUCAAAGCAUUUGGAGGCAGUAAUCAAGUCCAAAAUUCCCGGCAUUCAAUCACUUAUCAGCAAAACAAUUGCUGAUCUUGAAACCGAACUGAGUCGUUUGGGAAAGCCUAUUGCAGCUGAUGAAGGGGGAAAAUUGUAUGCAAUCAUGGAAAUAUGCCGCACAUUUGAUCAAAUAUUUAAAGAACACCUUGAUGGGGUGCGACCUGGUGGUGAUAAAAUUUAUAAUGUCUUUGACAAUCAGCUCCCUGCUGCUCUAAAAAGGUUGCAGUUUGAUAAGCAGCUUUCGAUGGAAAAUAUAAGGAAACUUAUCACAGAAGCUGAUGGAUAUCAACCUCAUUUAAUUGCGCCAGAACAAGGAUACCGUCGCCUCAUUGAAUCUUCUCUAACUAGUAUCAGGGGCCCUGCCGAGGCAGCUGUUGAUGCGGUUCAUUCCUUAUUGAAGGACUUGGUUCACAAAGCAAUCAGUCAGACUGUGGAACUGAAGCAAUAUCCAGGUCUGCGGGUUGAGGUCACAAAUGCAGCUUCUGAUUCGCUGGAACGAAUGAGGGAGGAAAGCAAAAAAUCAACUCUGCAGUUAGUUGAUAUGGAGUGUGGCUAUCUGACGGUUGAUUACUUUCGAAAACUUCCUCAAGAUGUAGACAAGGGUGGCAAUCCUACACAUUCAAUUUUUGAUAGAUAUAAUGAUUCAUAUCUUAGGCGAAUUGGAUCGACAGUUUUGUCUUAUGUCAAUAUGGUCUGUGCAAGUUUGAGGCAUUCAAUUCCGAAGUCAAUUGUCCAUUGUCAAGUGCGUGAAGCCAAGCGAAGCCUGCUUGAUCAUUUCUUCAUUGAGAUAGGAAAAUAUGAGUCCAAGCGUCUGUCAUCAUUGCUGAAUGAGGAUCCUGCAGUAAUGGAAAGACGUACCGCCCUUGCAAAGAGACUAGAGUUAUACAGGAGUGCUCAAGCUGAGAUUGAUUCCGCUGCUUGGUCUAAGUAGAUGUUAAGUUUGAGAGCUGGGUUGCUUCUAUUUCAUGUGUUAUCUUCAUUGUCUAUAUAUCUCUUUUCUUUCUUCUUUCAUUUACUUUGGGGUUUUGCAUUGUCAUGCAAAACGUUAUAUCUGUCAUCUUUACUAGAUGUCUGUCUUGUAAAAUAUAAUGUUUUUUCGUGGGUGAGAUUAUUGCAGUGUCUUCAAACGA